GCGUCGUCGUCCAUUCGCCUCUCCCGCUUUCGUCGAGCUCAUCGCGCGACCACGUCCCCCGGACGUCCUCCCGAGCGACGUGCGACGUCAACCUGUCCCCCUCGCCGGGCGCUGCUUCGAGAUGUCUCCCCCCCUCCGGCCGAUCUGUCAUCGUGCGUUUAGCGGCGGCUCGAAGGGGGCACCCGGGGCACCCUGUUCCCCUGGCCGCUUCCCCGACGUCGAUGAGAUUCGCGAGGAGGUUUACGUAUUCAGCGAAUUUAACGCGCGAUGAGAAUCGACCCUCGCCGUUGUCGAGCGGAUUUGAUUGACUGUCAAGCGACGUCGUGGGAAGAUCUUUCGUAAUUCAUCCGAGAGAAAGCUCCGAUAUUCUUUCUUCCACUUUUCCCCUUUUUUCGGAAGACUACGCGCGAGUAUCUUAGUAAUUCUUGAAUGGAUCAGCCUCAAGAUCCAGAGUGUCUUUGAUCGUGGAUGAAAGGAAUGGCAGAAUUGAUCUUUGUGACUCAUAUCUGUAGUUGUUGUCAUUUUAAUGAUAUCGUGACUCAUCCUUCCUGCUUACGUUGCCCUACGUGGAACUCAGAUUGCGCUAUCAUGUUAUUGUUUCAGCAUUGUCAACUGCGUCGCUCUGGAACUUAUCAUUGCAGUUUCUCACUCAUAAUGGACCAUGCGCAAAGUACAAGCGAACGCACGAAUAUGGAGUUUGUGAGGCAGUCGUACAUUGCCUGUAAUACUUUUUCUCAGGGGGUGUCAUGGAAAUAUCAAAAGUUCUGGCUACUGUAGACUUUCCAGUGCACAGCUGAGGCAAACGGAAUCUGAGAUGGACUCCCCGCCAUCAUGUUCGCUAAGCGCUGGGCCUCUCAGUGAUCUUGGUAGCAGUGGCCUGGGGGGUUCGAUAUCCAGCGAUUCCGUUAGGGCACAUCUUGCGAUGGAGAUGCAGGAGAGCGACAUAGAGAGCAAGUCUCUAUCGCAAGAUUCUUUCGAUUAUUCGGACGGCAUGUGCGGCGAGAAUUUCAACACCCUGAAGAAGGGCCCGGGCUGGGGUGACGCGGACGGCAAGUUGGAGGUCGAGGUGGUCGACGUGGCGAUCAAGCCGCCGCCGGAAUUUCAGGACAGUCCGUCGCCGCCAGACUCGGAGUCCUCGUCAGUGCCGAUUCUGAACUACGCGCGAUUGAUGAGACGCCGAACGCCGCGCUGGAUCGACGACUACGCCGAGAACCUGGUGCAGUCGAUGAUGGAGGAGGGGCUAGCGAUCUCUUGCCGCAUCUCCUGGCCGGAAGGGAGGAUCGCGCCAGUUACGAUUCCGGUUUCGGUGGUGGCCCGGUCCCAGCAGACCAAUCCUAAACGCAUGUGGGAUCUAAUGACGCCACCGGUGUGCCAGGGCGCUGCCACUAUCACCAUUACUCCGUACAAUACGCUGAACCGGCCGAACUCGCGCUGCUCGCUGGCCUCCUCGCGACUGUCCAGCUCGCACAAUUCCAUCAACACCACCGGGCUCGGCCACAAGGCUGACGACAGCAGCUUCAUUACAUCCGCGAUGUCGCACGAUGUGUUGACCACAAGUGAGAUUAGUGACAUGUACAACGUACCCUUUGAUUCAGACAUUUACACAGUGCCAAUCGACGUGGUGCGGCCGCUACACGAUCUGCGAACGCCACAGCGGCCUAAACGGCACCGGCAUCAUCGCAAGAGACGGCGGAACGUUUCUGCGAGUUCGCAGAGCGAGUUGGAAGCGCACAUCCAGCAGGCGCGUCAUUAUUGCGGCAAAUCCCGUGCCAUCACGCAUGUCAUUAAAUCUCAGCGUUUGCUGGCCGAUGUGUGCUGCAACGAGGGCAAUCCUGGUGUCGGUGGCGCAAGCGGUAAUGGUGGUAUUAGCGGCGGUGGCAACGGCGGUGGUGCCGGCGCCGGCGCCGGCGGCGGUAGUGGUAGUGCUAGUGGUGGCGGUAAACGACACAGCGUGCCGGGUACUUCCGGUCGUCACGGUGUCAGAGCGUCGAACGGACAUGCACAUAACAUCGGCGAGCCGAUCCACAUGACCCUGCACGAGGUGCGACAGUAUCUACAGACGUUGUACUCGAGCUCGAGCGAUUCCAGCGAGAAUAAGAUCAAACGGGACAAGGCUCCUUUGCUGGGCCACACGCCGGUGCAUCUCGCCGCGACGCCUAAGGCUCUCAGUGUAAAUAAUAAUAAUAGGUAUAACAGUAACGCGCAUACGGACUCGUCCACGGACACGCCGGUGUCCAACAAGAGCACUAGUAACGGCCUGAUGAUCCAUCACCACAACAAUAAUAAUAACAAUCAUAACAACAAUAACUCCAAUAAUGUAAAGAAGCACAAGAGGAACGCGUUUGUCGGCAUCAGGCACAAGAAAGCGCGCGACGAGUCGCACAAAGAGAAGAGCGAGUCCGAGCGGGAGAAGAUGAAGAAGAGUCAGCGUAAUUUCUCGCUGAAUCUCAAGCAGACGCUCUGUAAUAUCUUCCGAUUUCGACGACUGGGUUCCCCGGACCACUUUGUGGAGAAACGGAACAGCAUCGUGCAGGGAGAGAUUGUCGAGGAGGAGGAGGGUGUUGACUCCGAUCAGCACACGAAUAACAACAACACCGCUCCGUCUGAGGUAGAGCCGUCCGCGCAGAAACUGCCGUUCUUCAAGCGCGCUUUGCCACCUCUGCCCAAGAGUAAUAGUCAAGUAGGUGUAGAGCAGGCGGAGGAGGCUCUUACGGCAAUGGCGCCCAAGUGCGAGUCACCGAGCUCGGUACAGCAGCAAGUUCCGCCGCCUGUCGUGCGACCAGAAGAAGACGCCACGGAGGACACGAGUAUGGAUUUUGCAGCUAGUAUCGAGAAAGUGAAGGAUUACGGAUGGUAUUGGGGACCUAUAUCCGGCGAAGCGGCGGAGAAGAUACUAUCCAACGAACCGGACGGCUCGUUCAUUGUGCGGGACAGCAGUGACGAUCAUUACAUUUUUUCCUUGUCAUUCAGACUCAACAGUUGUGUGCGACACGUAAGGAUAGAACACGAUCAGGGUAAUUUUAGCUUCGGCAGCUGCACGAAGUUCAAGUCGCACACUAUCGUUGACUUUAUCGAGAACGCGGUCGAGCACUCGCGCAGCGGUCGCUAUCUCUUCUUCCUGCACCGGCGGCCGGUUUUGGGCCCGAUGCGGGUACAGCUGCUUCACCCGGUGUCGCGCUUCAAACAGGUACAGAGCCUGCAGCACACGUGCAGGUUCGUCAUCCUGAAGAUGGUGCGCAGGGACUUGAUCCCGACCUUACCGUUACCCCGGCGGCUCAUCGACUAUCUCAGCACGCCCCAUUAUUACAGCGAGCAGCUGGCGGCCGAACAGGACGACCGGGCCGAAUCGCCGGUCAGCUCGUCGACUGGCGAACUGGAGAAGAUCUGCUUCACGCCGCAGGGUCUCUCGUGAGGUAUAGCCGUAUGACUUUUCCCUCUUCCUCCGCUCCGCUCUCUGUGCAAAGAGACUCUUGCGCCGAGCGUCGCCCGCGGCGUUAACGCAAAUUUAAUUCACGGUUUAAUUAACUAUUCGCAACAUGUAAAAAUUUACAUCGCCGUUUGAUUCAGACUCAGCCGACGAUGCAAAAAUUUAAAAGGUCGCUGAAUUAAAUUCCGGCUGGAGAUAAUACGGGAUUUCAUCUGUAUUAAAAUGUUAUGUUACUGACGCGUAGAAAUUAAUUUCGUAACUUCAAUUAAUUUUGUUGUUUACAUGUAAAAAUUUAUCUUUACUUGAUUGAGUUUAUGUCAGUGAAUAAGAACUCAAUUUCUUAGCUUAAUUAAAUACAUGUUAACAUUAACAUACAAAAAUUCAACAUUUGCUACUGAAUGAAGUUCUGGAUAAAGGAAUUUACCAACAGAUUCAUUAAAUCGACUUAACUGACGACAAAUAUAAAUCAUCGUCCUGACAAUUUGACCAUUGGUUUUGGUCAGAUUAAUUGUUAAGACAUUUCGAUCAUGGGUUUUUUGGUCCUUUUAAAAUUGAUGUAAUUUUGAAGCUUUUAUAUACUAGCUUGAUACACCCGUGCUUCGCUACGGUAUUCGCAAAGGAUUCUAUAAUUCACCUCCGAAUUUAGAUAUGUCCCUUUAGGGGUUGAUUAGGAUAAAAUCUUGAAAUGGGUA
This is a messenger RNA of Temnothorax curvispinosus, 4119 nucleotides long. RefSeq lists its product as uncharacterized. Gene Ontology annotation, molecular function: 1-phosphatidylinositol-3-kinase regulator activity. The record is from RefSeq and is a predicted model, not a curated record. Gene Ontology annotation, biological process: intracellular signal transduction; phosphatidylinositol phosphate biosynthetic process. Gene Ontology annotation, cellular component: phosphatidylinositol 3-kinase complex. Bases 815 to 3412 code for a protein of 865 amino acids. NCBI's taxonomy places the organism in Eukaryota, Metazoa, Arthropoda, Insecta, Hymenoptera, Formicidae. The transcript is spliced from 6 exons.